Drosophila biarmipes is the source of this 2397-nucleotide messenger RNA. It is a transcript of the gene Aplip1, whose product is annotated as JNK-interacting protein 1. The transcript has 5 exons. Gene Ontology annotation, molecular function: protein binding. Gene Ontology annotation, cellular component: cytoplasm. The record is from RefSeq and is a predicted model, not a curated record. Gene Ontology annotation, biological process: regulation of JNK cascade. Lineage: Eukaryota; Metazoa; Arthropoda; Insecta; Diptera; Drosophilidae. The coding region runs from base 219 to 1688 and encodes 489 amino acids.
AUUCGGACGGGGACACUCAAGAACGCCAGCAGCGUCAAGGAAAUUAUCGAUUUUCGCACGUAAAGUGAAAAAGUGACUUCGCUGGCAGAAAACUUCAGAGUUCUCAAGACUCAAGUGGAAUUCCAACGAAAAGCAAACCGAAUCGGACUUAUCGAGAGCCCCAGCUAGCCUGUAGUUGUGGGCGUGGCAGCUGGCCGGAGCCCAGGUCCCAAAACGACAUGGCCGACAGCGAGUUCGAGGAGUUCCACAGGCCCAUAUUUGAGCCACACACGAUUGCAGGAUUCGGAACUGGAGCAGGCAGCAAGAAGAAUAAUCCCCAUGCAUUUUACUCUCUAAUUCCCAACGAUGAUAUGGAGGAUUCGCACUCCUCGAAGAGCGAUGGCGAUGGAUCCGAUCAGGAGGACGGCAUCGGCCUGGUGGACCAUGAGCCCAAGAUGCGGCAAGUGGAGGACGACGAGCUGGGCGAUGGCCUAAAAGUCACUCUGUCCUCGGAUGGCUCCCUGGACACAAACGACUCCUUCAACUCGCACCGACAUCAUCCGUUGAACCACCAGGAUGCGAUUGGUGGCUUUCUGGGCAUGGACACCAGCGGAUUGGGUGGCAACAGUGCUCCUGUGACCAUAGGAGCAAGUACAGAUCUGCUGGCACCGAAUUCGGCAGCCACACGUCGUCGUCGCAAGUUGCCCGAAAUACCCAAAAACAAGAAAUCUUCCAUUCUGCAUCUUCUAGGUGGCUCCAACUUUGGCUCCCUGGCAGACGAGUUCCGCAAUGGCGGAGGAGGAGCUCCUCCGGCAGCUCGGAGUGGACAGCAGCGCUCAUUUCUGUCCCUCAAAUGCGGCUACUUGAUGGACGAGGACUCCAGUCCGGACUCGGAGAGAAUGCAGAGUCUGGGCGAUGUGGACAGUGGUCACAGCACCGCGCACUCCCCAAACGACUUCAAGAGCAUGUCGCCGCAGAUUACGUCUCCCGUUUCGCAAUCCCCCUUCCCGCCGCCCUUCGGGGGCGUGCCCUUUGGCCAGCUGGAGAUGCUGGAGGCCACCCACCGUGGCCUGCACAAGUUUGUGCCGCGGCACCACGACGAGAUCGAGCUGGAGAUCGGCGACGCCAUCUACGUGCAGAAGGAGGCCGAGGACCUGUGGUGCGAGGGCGUCAAUCUGCGCACCGGCAGGCAGGGCAUCUUCCCCUCGGCCUACGCCGUCGACCUGGACUACAACGAGUUCGAUCCCACGGUGCAGCUGGUCAAGAAGGAGCGCUACUUGCUGGGCUACCUCGGUUCCGUGGAGACGCUGGCGCACAAGGGCACGGGCGUCGUCUGCCAGGCGGUGCGCAAGAUUGUUGGCGAGUACGGCAACUCACCCACCGGACAGACCUGCAUCCUGGAGGUUUCCGACCAGGGACUGCGCAUGGUGGAUCGGUCGGGCCCGAAUCAAAAUAAAAAGGACAAGAAGCCUUGCAUCGACUACUUCUACUCCCUGAAGAACGUAUCCUUCUGCGCUUUCCACCCUCGCGAUCACCGCUUCAUUGGCUUCAUCACCAAACAUCCCACGGUUCAGCGGUUCGCCUGUCACGUCUUCAAGGGCUCCGAGUCCACCAGGCCAGUGGCCGAGGCAGUGGGUCGUGCUUUCCAGCGAUUCUACCAGAAAUUCAUUGAGACCGCUUAUCCCAUCGAGGACAUCUACAUUGAGUAGGCUUGCAAGAUUCUCGGUUUGUGCUUCUAGUCGAAGAACUCAUUAAUCAAUACGAUAUAUUUUUUGUGCGGUUAUUACGAAUAAAGGGAAGAUAAAUCUCAAGUAUAUUUGCUCUUCUUCAAAGAGAUCUUAACAAACAAAUUCAAUGAGCUCGCAAUAGAAACCCUAGCUAUAGAUUACUAUCAUUUACCCGUUCCUAAAAAUUGUGCAAGACCUUAGACAUGUAAAUAGUUAACUUUGGUUCAAAACACCCACUUGACACUCAAGCUUCAAGCAAUCAGCAAUAGUUGCCCUUUAUAGGAACCCCUUUAUACCCAAGUACAUAGCAACUAGAAAACUGCACAACCAAUGAGUUGAAUCCCUAGGAAACACUUCAAAGAGCCCCCAUUUUGUAUCGGAAAGUCGGUAGCUCAGUUGGGUCUAGUGUGUACAUCAGAAAUGAUUAGUUUAGAUCUGUUUUCGGAACCCAAGACCCCACUGGGACCACAUCCCCCCCUGGCAACAGCACAAAACAGAGUGAGGCCAAAGUAAUCUAGAGAUCUUCGUGUAACCCUAGUUUAGUUAUGUCAAUCUUUCAGUUACGAGACUCAACAAAAUCGAACACUAGCUGCUUCAUUUUCAAGUAUUCUCAAUAAAGCCCAGUUCUAAGCAGACGAAUAUAUACUGUAUAUGUAUACAAGAGAAAUAUAUAAAGAACCUAUAAAUCAAA